This is a messenger RNA of Syzygium oleosum, 986 nucleotides long. RefSeq lists its product as uncharacterized. The record is from RefSeq and is a predicted model, not a curated record. The coding region runs from base 178 to 609 and encodes 143 amino acids. Lineage: Eukaryota; Viridiplantae; Streptophyta; Magnoliopsida; Myrtales; Myrtaceae. The transcript is spliced from 2 exons.
UGCGGAGUGAGGAUGAUUGGAUUUGGAUAAGGAAAUGUCGUAAACCCUCUCUUGCUUCGUCCAGGGUUUUUCGCACCUUAAGCUUAGCUCCGGCCAAAUUGAAGCCAGGCUCAGGAUCUCCUUUGAAGAUUGUUCAGACAGGUGAGCUUCAUAAGGAGAGAUUUUCCAUAUAUACAAAUGGCGAGCAUCACCAUGACUUCGGCUUUCGGCUCUUCCUUUCAGAGAGCAAGCACCAGAGACCGCGAGAAAUGUUGUCAGGCCCUCAGGAGAGGUCGUGGGAUAAGGGCAAUGCGGAUAGAGAAACCUCUGGAGGAACUGUACAAUGUGAGGGUGGAGAGGAAAGUGUCGAAGGAGCGGCUCAAGGAGCUCGGCGUUUCGAGAUGGUCAGUGUGGAAAACAGGCAAGUGCCGCUUGCCUUGGGACUGGCAAGUGGAUCAGCUGGUGUACGUGGAGGAAGGGGAAGUCAGGGUCGUGCCCGAGGGGAGCCAACAUUACAUGCAAUUCUUGGCGGGUGACCUCGUUCGUUAUCCAAAGUGGUUUGAGGCUGACCUCUACUUCAAUGGACCGUACCAAGAGCGGUAUAGUUUCCGAGCAUAUGGUGAUGAUUAGUGCUAUCUCAUGGCUUCUACUGACAAACUGGUCCUUCUAUCCGGCACGACUGCUUUCAAUUUACUGUCUGUUCUUGGUAGGUUGCAACUCGGAAGUCCUAUGGCAUGAUGGAUCGGUUUUAGUUUUUUUUUUUUUUUUUGGUUGAAGGAUCAGUUUUAGUUAGUGCUUGGGUUUUUGAGCGAAUAAGGUCUAAAACGUUUGUUACCAGUUGGCUUAUUGUGCACACCCAUGUUAUUCUAAUUCAGGGUGCUGGUUCUUAUAGUGAUAAGAGCUUUGGAGAUUUUAUACCACAUCAGAAAAGGGGAUGCGUAAUUAUGCGCCUGAUAAUUUUUGGGAGGUUCAAAACGUAACAUAACGGUUCGGAGUUGACACAUCUA